This is a messenger RNA of Drosophila rhopaloa, 1491 nucleotides long. RefSeq names its product cell cycle checkpoint control protein RAD9A (gene Rad9). The record is from RefSeq and is a predicted model, not a curated record. Gene Ontology annotation, cellular component: checkpoint clamp complex. NCBI's taxonomy places the organism in Eukaryota, Metazoa, Arthropoda, Insecta, Diptera, Drosophilidae. The transcript has 4 exons. The coding region runs from base 70 to 1440 and encodes 456 amino acids. Gene Ontology annotation, biological process: DNA repair; mitotic intra-S DNA damage checkpoint signaling; DNA replication checkpoint signaling.
UCACUCUACUUUUUUGUUUACAAAUUUCAGCGCGUAUUUCAUGACCAAAACUUUUUGCAAAUAUUGCCAAUGAAGUACACUUUAGAAGGCAGCAAUGCAAGAGUCAUUGCCAAAGCCGUUCAAUCGCUGUCCAAGAUGGGCAAGGAAAUGUUUAUUGAGAUUGACCAACAGGGACUGCAAAUGAGAGCUAUAAAUGCCACUCAAUCGGCGGUGGGCAGCAUAUCCUUCAGACGAUCCAUGUUUGAAGUGUUUGACAUGCCACCGCAUUCGGAUUUUUACUGCAAGAUAUCCAUGAGGGGAUGUCUGGCUGUGUUCCGCAACAUGAACGAGGUGGAGUACUGUGAACUUAAUAUACUGGACAACCAAACAAGCCUCCAAGUAAAUCUCCGGUGCAAAUUGGAGACCACAAAAGAAGCCACCAUAUCCAUCAUAGAUGACCAAAACAUAAACACAAACAUCAACACCGAUCAGAUGCCAAACAAAAUCCGUGGCGAUCACAAACUGUUCAUGGACAUCUCCAACUACUUCAACACCACGGAGGAGGAACUUACCUUGGAGGCAAACUCGGGGAGUAUGGUGGCCAAAAACUACAUUGAAGGAGCCCGAGUUAAUGAUAAAUUCAUGCGUACGCAGCUGAAACUCAAGCCCAGUGAAUUCGAUCAGUACACGGUGACCAAGGAAACGAUUAUCACCUUUUGCAUCAAGGAAUUCCGAGCCUUUCUUGUGUUCGCUGAGUGUUUAAAUGCUUCGCUGACUUUGGAGUUCGACGAUGCGGGCAAGCCCUUCCUGCUUAAGAUCAAUAAGCAUGGCGAGAUUGAGUGCUUGUUGAUCAUGUCCACGCUAUCACCUGAUGAAGUGAGCUUCUCGGAGGAUUAUUGUCAAAGGGAUUUGACCCUGCAUGAUGAAUAUGUACGAGCGGCGGUUGCAAAGCGAAAAAGCAGCACUUUUGGUCCAAAUGUAGCAAGCAAGCGCAAGAAUAGCUCUUCCCAACCGGAUGCAGUGCAGCAAAAACGUAGAGUGGAGGAAAGCCACUUGGAAACCAGCUUAGAGUCUCCUCUGUUCCAGUUUCGCCACUCGGAAGCUCCUUCUGUCCAGCAGCCACGCGUUCUGGCCGAGGUGGACACCGUGGUUUUGAUUGAGGAUGAGGCGGAAGAGGAGGCCCUUAUGCUGGCGGCUGCGGAUGCCGCUUUGGAGGCCACAAUGGCACCUGCCCCGGCACCUCCCAACAGCACGCAGGUUUGCUUUAUCAACACGGACGAUUCCCCAGAAGCUAAACCGCCGGAAAUACCCUCCGACGAGGAUGAAACCAUACCCCAGUCACCUGAACGACCGAACAAGAUGCGAACAAUAUUCUCGCGGUGCUUUCAAAGCACCUACGUCCCGCGGGAGCCGUCUCCUAAUACUCAGCUCUAUGCGCCCAAUUCCGACACAGAGGAUUAGCCUAGAUUUGAUCGUUUAUCAGAAAAUACAGCAUAGGUUAUAAAUCAGCUA